AUGUCAGGAGUCACCUCGGGAGUUGCGGGUGGCGAAAACCCUUCUUUUUCGCUGGAUGUCAUUGCCGUCAUCGCCGCCAUGAUGCAGUCGGCGACGGUGGAGGAGGUGCGAGAGGCGUUGCGGCGGGUGGGCGACGUCGGCUUCCGAUGUUUUUUGACGGAUCGCGCGGGCUCGGAGAAGGAUGCGGACGGGGAGGAACCCCCGCUGUCCCGCGGCGAUAGCAGCAGUCAAGUGACAAAGCCACAUCUGGCGGUGUGUGAGUUUGUGGAGCAUAACGCGGGGGUUGGCGUGGCGGCGGGGCAUCGUGUAGUGGCAACGCGUGACUUGUCAGCUGUCUUGCAGCGACCCGCGGAGGCUCCUCUCGGGCUCGCUUCUUCACCCACGGCCAGCAUCGACCGAGCAGCAAGCGCCACGGGCUCCUCACCAUCCACUUUGGUGUGCUGUGUUCUCAUCUUACUGCGUCAUCCCGCCGGUGGAUUGGAGGCAGUGUCGGAAAGAGGACCUCUGACGCUGCGGAAUCUGAGCAUCCAGGCAGUAGAUAUGCGACGGCCACUAGAAAGCUUGCAGACGCUUUUGCAGACCGUCUAUGAACCGCUUCUACGAUCCCAGCAUGAGGUCAAGCUGCGGUCGCAGUUGCAAGACUUUCUGAGUUCUGUCCGCUCUCACUGCCAGGUCUUUGCCGAGGUGGACUUGAAACUAUUUGUGCAUGCCGAACUUCUUGAGCUUUGUGCAGCGCACCCGGAAGCGGACGUUGAGCAGCUGGUGGAGAUUCUUGGUUUUGAGAAGUGCACCAAUACUGUGUUUCUGCGCCAAGUCAUGACUCUUUGCGGUCAGUGCCGCAGCGUUCUGGACACCAAGUUUGAGGGUAGGGAUAUUGUGAGUGCACGUGAUGAGGUGGCGUACUGGCAGGCCGUGCUGCGUUGGGUAGAGCAGGUGCAAAAGCAGCUGCACUGUCGCGAGUGGCAGUUGGUGCACCGUCUACUUGGCAAUCGUGUGGAAACGAGCUAUGAGGUGGAAUUUAAGAUGCAUGCGAAACUUGUGCGUGAUUACUUGGAUCACCUGAAGAGUGUGCCAUUCCAGCAGAUUGACGAGGUAGAAGGGGAAAACUACGCGGCGUUGGUGGAAGAGCUGUUCUCCGCGAUGGUGCGCCCGACAACAUAUCCGGCCUCGCAGAGUGUUCGCCUGCUGGAAAGUAUUGUGCGGGAGUUGGCGGAGCGCUUUUUGGUGCUUGUGUCUAGAAAUGAUGUGUUGCGCAUGGAAACGCCGGAGGCACAGCUGCAGUUCCUGCGACGCCACAUUCAGGUGCUUCAGGAUAUGCACCAACGCUACAUGCAGACAAUGGAGUUAUUUCAGUCCGAAAUUCACAUGCCGUCACCGCCAUCACCCACGCGGGGCGGCACGCAGCAGCAGAAGCAGAAGUACCACGCCCUGGUCCUUUCACGCGCGCGGCAGCUGUGGAGAUUUGUGAAUGAGCACUUUCACUACGAGCGUGCCGUCAAACGGACCUUUGCUGACGGCAGCCUGGAGGCGGGCAUGACGUGCUCAUUCCAUGCGGAACUCACAGACGCGUAUGACUGCUUUGCCACCGCAACAGGGGCAACUGGAAGAUUGUGGGAUGUGACUCCAGCGGGGACUUCCGAGUUUCAUCGUGCGCUGGCAGCUUACAAGCGACGGCUGGCAAAAAUCGACGAGCGUCUCGCACUCCUUGUUGGCACCAUGCUGGCAACGGCGCAGGAGAUGAGUAGUAGUGGCCUCUCUCUGGCAUCCGCCUCCUAUUCCUCUGAAUCAGCAGUCGCAGUGGGGACACUAUCAGGGUAUGCGGCUAAUACAAGCUGUGGCCCAUCGCUUUACCGCAUUUACUCCCGUUUCCGUCCACUACGGCGUGAAAAGGUGCAGGCUGUUGUUGCUGGGUUUCAGAUGGCCCUACUAGAGCAAAUCAACCGCGAGAUGAAAAACGUUCGAGAGCGUUAUUUUGACGCGGAGAGUUGCCGCGACGCCGUACGAAUAACCGUCGCCCGCUUCGGUGUGACGCCCGUUGUUGCUCGCAUGCUCUGGGAGAGAUCUGUGCAGCGGGAGAUUGAGACUUAUCUUGUGCGUCGAGAUGCCAUAUAUGAGCAUGGGUGGCAUCAGUUGCUGAACCUUCGCACCAUUGAGCACUGUUGGUACCUCGAUGAGUCCCUCGCACAGUUCCUUGGCGCCCCGCUAGAUGACCUUAUGACGAAGGAGCUUGGCGGUGAUCCCGAGGUGUACGGCACGGCAUAUGCCUUGGCGUAUCUUGACGCUGUUUACGGAAAGGAUAAGCCAGAGUGGUCCGCUGACCCAUACAUCCACGACGCACAAAAUUUUGUGCAGGAGAGUGACGCACACGCGAUUAGCCGCGCCAAGUCACGUCUUGUGAUUCUUCGUGUGGGGAGCGGCCGCGGAGUGGAACAAAGUGAAGUACGAGAUGUGCGCAAUUUUUGCGAUAUCAUUUCACAAAGACUUCAAGAACGCGUCGUGCAGUGGUGUGAAGAUGUGCUACGACGCAUCGCUGCACUGGACUUGUCCCCUGGCACGAUGACGAUGAAAGGCCCUCUUUGGCAUCUUGUCGAGCUAUCGGGCAGGAAGGGCUGUGGUAAUAUUUGUAUAAGUGGCAGUGUAAACAGCAAUAAUGGGAGGAGCACUGCUGUUGGUUUGAGACGUGUUGUUAUGCCGCAUAUUCCCCGUAACAUGUCUUCACUUCUGCGGGAUCUGCACGUGCUAGAUGGCAUGCAACUGCUUGAGAGCCAUGUUCAGCUUGUGGCCGACGUGCGAUCUUUUUUCACAAAUAACGAAGAACGUUUCCGCAUUGCGAACUGUCUAUCCGAGCUUAUUUGUGCCUUUGAGAGGGCACUCAACGGCGAGGAUGAACUGAUGGUCAACCUCGCAACCGAAGAAUAUGCCAGCGUGCAUAAAUCCUUUCUUGAUGGGGCUCAGCUGAGCUGGUCCGAUGAAGGAAUGUUGCAGCAAUUUGCGCAGGAGCUCUCAGAACGCGUCUAUGCCUUCUGUGCAGCCGUGGCUCAAGUACGUGGAGUCACCGCCGACAUGGAGCGCGGAAUUACCCAGCUGCGCAGUCAUGCCGUCCAAAAGGCAGAGGCGGUGGUGGGGCGCGUAGAGGAGAUGCACGCCCUCGUCAAUUCUCUUUACGCGAAUUGUGCCAAUGCAUGCUGGUGGGUGCGACGUGUGCAGCCUUGCCUUGACGCUGCACUUGUCUGGCAACUGGAACAACAUCUUCGCCGUUGGACGAAUGAGUUUCUGUCGAUGAGUCGCGACCCUCGAUUUCUUGACAAGAACGCAGAGACGGAGGAGUUUGGUCUGCGGCCGCUGCGGGUGCGCAUGCGGGUGGUUUUCAAGGAGAUUUCGCUGUCGUUACCGGUUGCGGCGUGUCGCCACCACUGGGUGAAUGAGCUGAACCGCUCCUUUGCGUGGGUUCACACUCUGUCAACGCUGCGGCAGGAAUCCCCGCACCAUCACCACCACCACCACCAACAACAACAGGAACAGGAGAAACGGGUCCCGGAAUGGAGCUUGAAGGUCACGCAACUCACGAUGGCAUCGACGUCAUCCACAUACGACCGGGUAUGGGAACGGAUUUCUCCGCAUUUCAUUGCGGAGCCACUGCAGGCAAUUGAGAAGAGCAUCCGGGACGCCAUUGAGGUGGAAACACAGUGGCGUCGUGGUCAGCAGCUGCUAAACAUUGAACUGGGGGUGUUGCAACAGCGCCUCGGUGACGAUCUUGAAAAGUGGGGGGAUGCUCUGCAACACAUUCGCGAGAUGGCCAGCAGGCUGAUGGAUUAUACACAACCAAGCACUCUUGUCGGUGGUAUCGUUAUUGUUGCGGAUGAUGCACAGAAGGAACUUGGCCGGAAGCUGGACAACAUGACGCAAUACAUCCACUCACGGUACCGCGAUGUGGUGGAGAAACAUCUUGAUUCUUGUUAUCAUCAUGUCAUGGAGGUUCGAACGGCAGCAGAAAAUUGCAAUGUUAUAAACGACCUUGAAGACGCAGCUCGAUUUCUCUGCGAGCUACCGGAUAUUAAAGCAGACAUGCAAGCGACCGAACGACAACUUGUUUCCCUUGCGACAGCUGAAGAAUACUUGAGGCGACAGGGUUUUUCACUGCCGGAUUCAUGGAUUUAUGUACGGAAGGUCAAGACGGAGUAUCGUGCCUACCACGAUCUUAUUGAACGAAAGGUAAAAGCCCUGGAGUUUCGUCGCCCGUUUCUGCGUGAGGGUGUGAAGUCCCAGGAGGAAACUCUUUUCCGCCAAAUAGAUGAACUAGAAGAAUCCCUCCAUACGAUUGCCAUACAGGUGCAACAUCACGAGCAGGCGCAAUUAGAAGAGGUUUCAGACUCCGCACAGCGGCGAUUUAGGGAUAUGGAGGAAAGGGCCACACGACUGAAGGAACAAAGGAAGCAACUCAUCGCGCUGCAAGAUGCGCUUGGAGUCCCUAUUCUUGUGGAGAUAAAGUUGGAGACAAUCAUGUCAAGCAUGGAAGAGCUGCAGUGGGUCUGUGGCCACAUUGCACGAGCUUAUCAAAGACUAAAUGCGAUUGCACGAACGCCAUUCUUUGAAAUGGUCCCACGGCAAUUACACGACGAGAUACUCGCGAUAGAAAGUGAGGUACGAGAGUUUCCUGAAGGUGUUCGUAGCCACCAGGCGUACAAGGAUCUACAGGUCUGUAUUGAAAACCGCAUGGCUUGUCGGCAUUUGAUGCAAGAACUACGUUCUGAUGCCAUGACACCAUUGGAGCGGGCGGAGCGUCAUUGGAUGGCACUGAAGUCUCAGCUGCAUGCGCCAUGGAAACUAGAGGAGUUGACCGUUGGUGACAUUUGGCGCAGUGAUCCCAUCGAGCACGCGAAGAUCUAUCAUGAUGUGUUGCAGUUUGCCCAUGGUGAACUUCGUUUGGAGUCACAGCUUGGACAUAUUGUUGCCUUCUGGAACGAUUUUGAGUUUGACACGAUGGUCUAUCAGCAUCAGUUUGUACUCAUUCGUGGGUGGGAUGUCAUCUUUGAGCGACUUGCUGACGAUCUUGACUCUUUCCAAGGGCUCCGCUCCAGUCCCUUCUUCUCCUCGCAACAUGUCAUUGCCAUUUUGGCAGAAUGGGACAAUCGUCUUCAUUUUCUUUUGCAGUCACUGGAGGUACUGAUGGUGGUGCAACGGCGGUGGGUCCAUCUCGACAGCAUUUUUACCGGAAACGCCGACAUCCGCCGACAGUUGCCUAAUGAUGCGAUUCAGUUUGAUCGAUCGAGCCGUGAGUUUAUGAAAAUAAUGCCCGUAAAGGCCAGCACUGGUUCUGUGCCAGUGUUGACGGCGCAGGACCUCAUUCAGGAUAAAAAGCUUCUGAGUUCCUUGCAGCGACUCGAGGGGCAACUCUCACGGGUGCAGCGGGCGCUGAGUACAUAUUUGGACAUGCAGCGACGCCAAUUCCCUCGCCUCUUUUUCGUUGGAGAUGAUGACCUGCUGGAGACCCUUGGGAACAGCAGAAAGCCUACUCUCGUUGAGAAGCACUUGCCCAAGAUGUUUGCCGCCCUCGCCCGCUUUAUUGUUAGCAGUGAUGAUACUGCUGUUGGUGGUGAGGCCAAGGGGAGCGAUUCUUCAGCCGCAAUUCAAAUUGUGGGGUUUGCGAGCGCAGAUGGAGAAAAAGUGAUGAUGGUACAACCGGUGGCGUUGAAAGAUCGUGUGCUGCACGACUGGCUAGCUGAGGUGGAAGGCUCGAUGGUAACAUCUCUGUGUCAACUCACCGUGUCCGCCGUGAAUUCUUUAACAUCCGCAGGGAAGGUAACGACGGCGUGGAUAACAUCGUUUCCUUUGCAAGUCGUCUGUCUCGCCUUUCAGGUGUGGUGGGUGCGGCUGCAGGAGCAAACCCUCCUGACAUUGCAGAAACAAGAAGGAACAGGAAGAAGGGAACCUUCGAUGGCUGUAGCCCACAUGGUAUCGCUGCUUGAUUCUCUCGCGUUGGACGGCAUCACACCGGAGACAACGCCGGCAUUGCGUCAUGGAAUUGAGGAGAUUAUUACGAUUGCCGUUUAUCAGCGCGACGUCUCUCGGGUGAUUGAAUCAAAACGCAUUCUAUCUGUUGAUGAAUUUGAGUGGCUACGUGUUUUGCGGUUGUACCUAAGCGAAAAUGGAACGGAGUUACAUUGCCGAAUGGCGGACGCCUCCUUCCGUCAUGGCUUUGAGUACCUUGGAUGGUACCAGCGCCUUGUGCAGACCACCCUCACCGACCGCUGUUAUCUCACCAUGACACAGGCACUACACGCACGUCUUGGUGGAUCGCCAAUUGGCCCUGCCGGCUCUGGGAAAACAGAGACUGUGAAGGCGCUUGGCACGCAAAUUGGCCGACACGUGCUGGUGUUCAAUUGUGAUGACACCUUUGAUUUUGACGCUGUUGGCCGUAUUUUCCUCGGCCUUUGCCAAGUGGGCGCAUGGGGCUGUUUUGAUGAGUUUAACCGACUCGAGGAGCGUGUGCUGUCUGCCGUAUCACAGCAAAUCCUGACGAUCCAGGAGGCACUUCGAGCCCAGUCCAACACCGUAACGCUCGCACAGCAUACGGUACCACUGCGGGAAAGUGUGGCGUUAUUUAUCACCAUGAACCCAGGCUUUGCCGGCCGCUCAAACUUGCCGGGGAACCUGAAACAACUUUUCCGCACUAUGACUAUGGCUGCACCGGACCGUGAGACCAUCGUGGAGGUCAUGUUGUUUGCUCAGGGUUUUCGUACUGCAGAGGCGCUAUCUCGGAAAAUUGUGCCGCUCUUUCAUUUGUGUUUAGAGAAAUUAUCUCAACAGGCGCACUACGACUUUGGGCUUCGUGCUCUGAAGUCUGUUCUCGUGACGGCAGGGAAUCUCAGAAGGUCCUCGCGCGACGCCGCAGUCACGAAUUUAAAUGCACCAGUCACCGCGACGAGCCUCGAGGAGGUGGAGAGUGAAAUAGUGUUGCAGAGUCUCAUCAACAGCAUUACGCCUCGUCUUGUGACAGAGGAUUUGACCCUAUUUUACCCCUUGCUGCGGGACUUUUUUCCCGGACUCCCUCUCCCUGGUGCAGCCAUGACGAAAUUGCGUGCGGCAAUUGAAGAAGUGUGCCGCGCCACCCACUACAUUCCAACACCAGCGUGGGUUGAGAAGGUCUGUCAGCUGUACCACACACGCAAGAUGCGACACGGCCUCAUGUUGGUUGGACCAAGUGGUACGGGGAAAACGCUCUGCUGGAAGACGCUGCUGCGCGCCAUGGCGCGACUCCCUGUGGCAGGUGAUGAUGGUGAUGACGAUGAGGGUGAUGUAAGUAGUGUCAAAGAGGGUACGGACCGAAUUGGUCCACUAGAGGCGCAUGCAUACGUGAUUGAUCCCAAGGCAAUGAGCAAGGCAGAACUAUUUGGCGUAUUUGAAGCCACCACACGGGAGUGGAGGGACGGUGUUUUUACGGAGAUUCUUCGCCGUAUCGUCAACAACGAGAUGGGCGGUGACCGCUCACGUCAGCAGCAUUGGAUUGUUUUUGAUGGUGACGUCGACCCUCAUUGGGUAGAGAACCUAAACUCCCUUCUGGAUGACAAUAAAAUCUACACCCUACCCAACGGCGAGCGUCUCAGUUUACCGCCUUCUGUGCGUAUUGUGUUUGAGGUUCAAGACCUGCGCUAUGCGACGCCGGCGACGGUGUCACGCUGCGGUAUGAUUUGGUUUAAUCGCGGUACCGUCCCAAUAUCCAGUGUCCUAAGCCGUCACUUCAAUGUCUUCUGCCGUGCCCCAUUGAUUGAUAAGCACGGCAAAAAGCAAAUUGCUAGUGUCGCCUACGAUGGUGAGGAUUACAAGACGCGAUCGGGUGGAAAUUGUUUUAUGGUCCAACGCAUUGGUGUGGAUCGCGGAGAGAUGCUUGUAGACACGUUGAAGGAAACGCAGGGAAUAAAACCGGAAGAAAUAGAAAGAGAGACCGCUAGUCCCGCAAGUAAUAUCCCUGUUGCUGCGUCCAAAGAACACGUUACCCCUAGCGACCAAAGUAGCCAGAAGGAGACAUCAUUGUGGUAUUCGAGCGCUCUCACGGAUUUGGACCGGGAUUUACUGCAGCUGCAGAUAUCCAUGGCAAAUGUGUGGGCUCCUGCCUUUGCCAAAGAUGGCCUGGUGGAAAUUGCCGUCCGGCUCAUCCACAGUGAACGGUAUUGGAAGCAGGGUAUUAUGGAGCACGAUGAACUACAGAUGCUAAGUAGCGUGCAGUCCUUGUUGCUUGAUGGGGUUUCUCGCAUCUGGAGGCUGCGUGAAAAACAGGCAAAAUUGCCCACGAUGGAUAUUCUGCAAAAGUACGCGGCGAACGUGCUUCAAUACGCCGUUUUAUGGGGAUUUACGGCCUCACUAAGCCAUGAACUUCGUCGACGCUGGAUGGAAGAAUUAUCUCUUGCUGUGGGAUCAGCAUUUGGCGGGGGAUUGGCCGACGGCCUUUCAUUGCUGGAUGUUGAGCCGGACCCCAUAACCGGUGAGUGGCGUGCUUUCCGUGAACGUGUGCAGGACACUUUCAUUACGGCCGAUCAGAUGGGAGCAAACGAUGUGCUCAUUCCUACGGUUGACACGUGUCGUCAUGAGGGAAUCUUGCGUGCGUGGAUUGCCGGAGGUAACGCGGCGAUUCUUUGUGGGCCGCCUGGAUCCGGCAAGACGAUGUUAAUCGCAUCGAUUCUUCUCCAGUCCUCCGAAUAUGAUGCCGUGUUUUUAAACUUUUCAAGUGGAACAGAGCCAAAAAACAUUAUUCGUGCGUUGGAGCAGUACUGCAGUGUACAAAACACGACACGUGGCCCUGUUAUGUCUCCCACCAGUGGCAAAGUGCUUUUAUUGUUUUGUGAUGAGAUUAACCUUCCGGCGUUGGAUCAGUACGGGACUCAGUCCGUUGUGCAACUGCUGCGUCAAAUAAUUGAACGGCGCGGCUAUUACCGCAGUUGUGACAAUGCAUGGAUCACCGUUGAGGGGGUACAGGUGAUUGGCGCCUGUAAUCCACCGACUGAUGCGGGACGCGUGCCACUUUCACAUCGGUUUCUGCGACUCGCACCCGUUUUAUUUGUGGACUUCCCUACAAAAGAAAGUCUCCAUAUCAUCUAUACGUCAUACUGUCGUGCCAUCCUUGCCUUUAACACCCAGAUGCAAAGUUCGCAUGCGGAAAAGUUGGCGUCGGCAAUGGUGGAAAUGUACACGGCAACGCAGGUGCACUUCACUUCAUGGCAGCAACCGCACUAUGUCUACUCCCCACGUGACCUCUCGCGCUGGGCACGUGCUGUCCACAGUGCCUUUUUGACGUGGGAGGAGUCUGAGCGACACAAGUUGCGUGUGGAGGGACUUGUGCGUCUUUCCGUACACGAGGGAUUGCGUAUCUUUCAGGACCGGUUGGUGGAGCGUGAGGAGCGGGAUUGGACCGACUCCACCAUUGACCGCGCCUUCACCACACAUUUCCCUGAAAUUACUUUGGCGUCAGUUUAUCCACCUUCUCUUCAGCGGCCCGUGUUGUACUCUACAAUAUUGCGGCCCUCGUACACGGAGAACGCACGGGACGAGUUGCGUGCACACAUCGAACAGAAACUGGAUGCGUUCUGUGAGGAGGAAGUGGACACCGCACUUGUUGUCUACGAUGCAAUGAUUGAUCAUGUCACACGCAUCAAUCGUGUCCUGCAGCAGCCGUUGGGCCACAUGUUGAUUGCGGGAUCUUCUGGUGUGGGGAAAACAAUCAUUGCCCGGCUUGUUGCGUGGAUGAACGGCAUGACGGCGGUUCGUCUUGGUGUUCACCGCAAUUAUCAACUGGACGACUAUGAACGGGACCUGCGCGACAUACUGCGACGUGUCGGAUGUAAACUGGAGCGCAUAUGCUUUAUUUUCGACGACAGCAACAUCAUGGAGGCGAGUUUCUUAGAGUACAUGAAUGCCCUCCUGGCGUCGGGUGAGGUUCCCGGCCUGUUUGACGGCGAAGAAUGGGGGAAACUUAUGGAGGAAAUACGCGAGAGCGUUGUAGCGCAGCAGUGCCUCAAGGCAAGCAACAAGCCGCAGAAGUUGCCACAGGAGGAAGACGACGAUGACUCACAAGGACGACACCAACAACAACCACAACAACAAAAACAAAAACAAACGUCGAUGUUGCCCUCAUCCCACAGCAAAUCAGAGGAUGCAGCCAGUAGUCAUGGCAUCUCGGCCCCGCAACGGGAGGCGCUUGAUACGAUGGACUCUGCCGUUUAUGUUGACACCAAAUCCGAGCAAGAGUUAUAUCGCUGGUUUCUGAGUAAUGUGAAACGCAAUCUCCACGUCAUCUUUACGAUUGACCCCUCCUCCGGGGAAUUUGUGAGUCGUGCCGUGUCGAGUCCGGCUCUCUUUAACCGUUGCACCAUAGACUGGUUUGGGGACUGGGACCGUGACACACGCCAUCAGGUAACACGUCAGCUCACAAAACCGAUUGAUAUCAUGUUCUCCUGUGAGAAGACGUUUCAGAAACGCGAGGAAGAGGCACGCGAUGCACUGGCCGAUGCCAUCUGCGGCAUACAUGAGAUUACGGAUGAGGUGAACCGCGUGGUGCGACUGCAGAAUGCGCAUCAAGGGACAUUUAUAACGCCGCGUCACUUUUCCGACUGUGUGCAGCAGUUACAGCUCCUGUACGAGGAGAAGCGGGGUGGAUCGAAGGAGCAGGUUCUACACUUGCGCACUGGUCUUGCCAAGCUGGAUGCGGCGUCGGAGGAGGUUGAACAGCAGCGAGCCAAACUCCGCGAGCAUGAGGCCGUGCUAGCAACGAAUAGUAAAAAGGCGCAGACGAUGCUGGAUUGCAUUGUCACGGACACGGAAACAACAAAGCAGGAGAAGCAGGCGGCUGAACGUCUUCGUCAGCAACUGGCAGAAGAGGAAGAGAUGAUAGUCACCGACAAGGCGCGGGUUCACAGCAGUUG
Molecule: messenger RNA, 10913 nt
Organism: Trypanosoma cruzi
Lineage: Eukaryota; Euglenozoa; Kinetoplastea; Trypanosomatida; Trypanosomatidae
Product: dynein heavy chain, cytosolic, putative
Exons: 1
Biological process (GO): minus-end-directed vesicle transport along microtubule; nuclear migration; cytoplasmic microtubule organization
Cellular component (GO): cytoplasmic dynein complex; cytoplasmic microtubule; cell cortex
Molecular function (GO): dynein light intermediate chain binding; ATP hydrolysis activity; dynein intermediate chain binding
Source: RefSeq, a predicted model, not a curated record